This is a messenger RNA of Colletotrichum abscissum, 1599 nucleotides long. RefSeq lists its product as uncharacterized. The record is from RefSeq and is a predicted model, not a curated record. NCBI's taxonomy places the organism in Eukaryota, Fungi, Ascomycota, Sordariomycetes, Glomerellales, Glomerellaceae. The coding region runs from base 1 to 1599 and encodes 532 amino acids. The transcript is spliced from 2 exons.
AUGACAACUCCCAACAACAACGCGUCUCCGCCGGAGUACUACAGCGGCCUUGAGGUAGACAGCCGACCGGGCCGAUCGCCGGGAGGGUAUGGCGAUCAAGACUUGAGCAAGUUCCGUGUCGCGGACCAGAAUAACUUGCCCGAAGUUGACAACCAUGACGGCGACCUUCCACAAGCCGUGCACCCGUACGGCCAUGAUUACUCUAUGCUCCAGGCCGUUCACCCGGCGGAGGGCGGCGUCUCACCAGCCGAAUAUCAAAGUGGUCCAUAUGAUUCAAGCGGGUACUACGCUCCGAAAGAAGACAACCCGCCAGAGGUCGUGACAGCAGAGAUCGACGAGAAGCAGCAGAAGAAGAGGGUGGGCACAAUAUGCGGCAUGCGACGCAAGACCUUCUGGAUCGUUCUAGCCGUGGCGCUCAUUAUUGUCAUUGGCGCUGCAGUAGGAGGAGGCGUCGGUGGCGCAUUGUCGGCAAGCAACAGCUCGCAACAAUCAAGCAGCAGCUCGGGAGGAUCAAGCGGCGGCGGAAGCGGCAGCAGCGGUACAGGAACCGGCAGCGGCGGUGGGAGUGGAAGCGGCGACAGCAGUGGUGAUAGCAGCGGCGAUUCUAAUAGCACGACGACAACGAAUGAGCUGGAUAUCCUGCCCACCAGUAGCAUUGGCGCGCUCAACUUCACAGACUACUAUGGCUACGUGAACCACCUCGUGUUCUACCAGCUGCGGUCUAAGAACCUCAUGAUGUCAUCCUACAAUUCUUCAACGAAAGUUUGGAGCUCAACAAUUGCCAAUAGAGAGAGCACGAUCAAGGAGGGUACUCCCAUCUCCAACAGCUUGUUCUGGCAUAGCAGUAAGGUCCGCGAUGUCCGUAUCUACUACCUCAACGAAGCGAAUCAGGUUGCAGGCAUCAUCAAUGCCAAUCCCGUUUACGGCUCGUCGUGGGAUAAAUCCGGCGUUUCAAACACCUUUACUGCGAACGCGAAGUCAAAUCUGCUGUCUAACGGCAUCUAUACCCCCGACUCAUACCUAUCGAACCUUGUUCUAUAUCAAGACGCUGGAAAUACCAUCCGUGUUCUCCGCCGGACAGGCGAUGGAGCGACAGAUUGGGCCGCCGUGGGCAUAUCGACCGAUUUUGGAAAGCCUGCAGAGGGUACCGGGAUGUCUAUGAUUCCCAUCUAUACCAACGCGACCACGAAGAGGAUGGCCAUGUUCUAUACUUCUGAGACAGGCUCACUCAUCCAUCUCACACUCGUCAACGACAAUGACUGGACCAAUAACACCUUACCAACCAUGCUCGAAACUAACGCGACAAUCGCGGCCUUCUCGAGCGGAUACGAAAGCAACAACAACCUGGUCAUGCACGUACUGGGGGCACAGGCGGACAAAGCACCUGUGCUGACAACGUACGCUGAAGGAGAGUGGACCAACGUAGGGGAGGUUUCCACCAUGUCCGGCGAGGAUAGGCCCUUCAAGAUUGCGGCCAACUCCGCUGGGAGAGUCUAUGGUCUCGUACAGCGCAAUGCUACCAAGGUUGAGAUCGUCGAGUGGGAGUGGAUUGGUGGUACAACAUAUAAUAAGAUUGGUGUGAUAGAUACCGUCUCAUGA